Molecule: messenger RNA, 402 nt
Organism: Clunio marinus
Lineage: Eukaryota; Metazoa; Arthropoda; Insecta; Diptera; Chironomidae
Source: the annotation of a GenBank genome assembly
AUGAAAUCUAAAUCUCAUGUAUAUCGUUUAAAACCACAAGUGGAGACGAUGAUAGGACGUGAACAUGCACAUUAUGAAAAAAUUAACAAAUUCAGUUUGUUUGGUGUGCUCAUUUUAUAUGUCGAUGGUUCUCAUGGUCAUCGCACACGCUCUGAUAGUUAUCAUGAAAGAACAAAUUUUAGUUCAUUCAUGAGCGAGCAUUCAUGCUACGAAACAUUCCGAAGCUCAUUAUCAUUGCGUGAAGAACAAAAAAAGUUGCAAACCUUCAUGGAAUGCGAAAUUGCUUCCAGAAUUCUAUGUCCAUUAAAACGUUAUUCAGUUCAUGUUCAUGUAACAAACUUUCAUUGUCCUAAGAACCAGAAGGAACCUUUAGGCAUGUCUUGGAAUGUUGAAAUGAAAUAA